Molecule: messenger RNA, 808 nt
Organism: Juglans regia (Persian walnut)
Lineage: Eukaryota; Viridiplantae; Streptophyta; Magnoliopsida; Fagales; Juglandaceae
Product: 40S ribosomal protein S16
Exons: 1
Coding region: 167-604 (145 amino acids)
Biological process (GO): maturation of SSU-rRNA from tricistronic rRNA transcript (SSU-rRNA, 5.8S rRNA, LSU-rRNA); translation
Cellular component (GO): cytosolic small ribosomal subunit; ribosome
Molecular function (GO): RNA binding; structural constituent of ribosome
Source: RefSeq, a predicted model, not a curated record
AAUAUUUUUUCCCGAAUCAAGCCAUUUACAUCCCAAGCCAAAACCCUAGGGCGAACACGACAUACCCAUAUAAAUACCUUGUUCAGCCUCCAUUUCUUCAUAUUCACCAAAUUAGGGUUUCUGUUUCUGCGAUUUUACUUCAGGAGGACUCUCUUGCAAAGCAACAAUGGCGACCGGUCCUGUAGAGUCGGUGCAAUGCUUCGGGCGCAAGAAGACGGCGGUGGCUGUGACCUACUGCAAGCGGGGGCGUGGUCUGAUCAAGAUCAACGGGUGCCCGAUCGAGCUGGUGGAGCCGGAGAUCCUGAGGUUCAAGGCCUACGAGCCGAUACUCUUGCUUGGAAGGCACCGUUUCGCGGACGUCGACAUGCGGAUUCGUGUAAAGGGUGGAGGCCACACUUCCCAGAUCUACGCCAUCCGCCAGAGCAUAGCCAAGGCUCUCGUUGCGUACUACCAGAAGUAUGUGGACGAACAGAGCAAGAAGGAGAUUAAGGAUAUCCUCGUCAGGUACGACCGGACCUUGCUUGUCGCUGACCCGAGACGCUGUGAGCCCAAGAAGUUCGGUGGUCGCGGUGCCAGGGCUAGGUUCCAGAAGUCAUACCGUUGAGGAAUCGAAAAUCCCAAAUCAAAAGGCAAAGUUUUUAUUUUUAGCUGUUUUGAGGUUAUCGUUUUCGUAUUUAAGGCUUGCAUGCUAAUGGGGUUUCUAGUAUUUUUCUUUUCAUUCAUAAUUAUGGAACUGGCUGUUGGUUGUUGCUUAAGGUUGAUUCGAACUUGGAGAUUUUAGAUAAAAUAUAUGGAAUCCUUUGCUUUA